Molecule: messenger RNA, 10644 nt
Organism: Cherax quadricarinatus
Lineage: Eukaryota; Metazoa; Arthropoda; Malacostraca; Decapoda; Parastacidae
Source: RefSeq, a predicted model, not a curated record
ACAAGCCAGCAAGCAGGUACACAGGCUAGCAAGCAUGUGCGCAGGGCAGUGAACAAAGCGGUAGUGGUCAUAUGAUGAGCCACUCAGAAGUGGCAGGGAGGCCGAGGUGAACACGACUGACCACCACCAACUCCCAGUAUCACUUCUACUGCCUCGCUCACCUGUAUGCACCACCCACCUUCCUAACACCACACACAUCAUGGCAGUCCAUGUGGUGUUAGUGGCGGUGACUGCGGCUGCCCUGAUUCUGCCUUCACACGCAGCACCAACGGCAUCGUUCGUCGGGUGCUACUUGGCUGGCGUGGAUCCCUCCGUCAUCACUGUGUCCAUUGAUUCCAGCUUCGCUAGCAAUGUGGAAGUGCUGUGCCCACACACCUGCCUUAUUCAAGGCUUCGCUUAUGCUGCCAUCAGUGAAGGCAAACUCUGCUUCUGCUCCUCUGAUGUGAGUACGCUGACGACGGCAGGAACGUGCGACAUACCGUGCAGUGACUCGUCGCUGCAGUGUGGCGCCGUAGACAACAAUGUUUUAGCUGUCUGGCAGUCUGGUGGCGGCAGCCCUAACUUUACCAUGUCUGCCUCCAAUACUGCCACUGCUGUUACGGUGACUAUGACUGCCGUGGCUCCUGGAAUCACCUACCUCAUCGACCUGGGGGUCCAGGCUCCUGCGUCCUACGCCAACGCCAGUGUUCUCACAACUGACCCCUACCUCGUCCCCGGCUCCUAUGAUGUCAGAGUGAUGAGUAUGAUAGAAGGAACUUGGCUGAACUACUACGCUGACUUCAACCUAACACAGACGGCCGUGCCCUCCGUUGAUGAAGUGGGAUGCCCAAUUGUGUGGAACCCCAACGAAGUAUAUUACUGUAACGUGUCAGUGACGAUGGCUAAUGCCACCUACUCCUACACUGCUACCUUCAGUGACAGCGCCACUACCUAUCCUAUCACUGCUAUAGGUUCUACCAUAUACAGAAAAGGUACACCAGCUCCCAGAGCCAUCACACCAAUGGUGGCCCUGGGUGACAGUGCCACAGCAACUAUCAAUAAACUAGAGCCCAUUACCAAACCCUCGCAGCUUCUGGCCUUCGACAUGUACGCCAACACUGCGGGAGCUUUCUCCAUCAGUAUGCAGCGUCCGUCGUGUGCCAGCGGUCAGUACUCUGUGGAUGUGGGAGGGUGUAUGAGUGCCCCGCCAGACGACCCUCUGGGCACCACCCACACCUGCCCUGCUUCCAAUGUCUUCUGGCCACAGGCUACCACCUGCAGCAGUAGUGCAGGUGUUGCUCUAGUCCAGCAAGCUGCUGCAACCUGGGCACCUGUAGCAGGUACUGAAGUAUCAGGUUCAUUUACUGGAGAGGGCUUCCACCGAGAAGUAAUGGCAACCCCAGUUGACUUGCUACCUGGAGACGUUAUCACCAUAACAGGACCAGUUGGCAAAAGCCCUCAGGCAAGUGCUGGUGGAGAUAUAGUUGCUGGAGUUCCAUCAACCUCACAUCACUAUGUGGCUGCCAUCGUCAAGGAGAAUAUGCCUGUUCAACUUGCACAUAGCUGCAUCACUGUCAAUGUUGAUGUAAACCUCAAAGUUACAGAUGAUAAUGGAGUGGCAACGCCCUUAACAAAUAUUACUUCAUGUGAACGAAACAUCACAGAUGUUCAAAUAACUAUCGCACAGUUGCUCACUGAAACAUUCAACGCCUCUCUCAACUUGGCACCACCGUACUACAUCAGGUCCAACAUAAAUGCCAACUUCACUGCAGUGUUCAGUGUGGCAGGACCAAUCAGCCUCACUUUCUCCUUUGAACCAUCUGUUGGAACCAACUAUACAUUCAAUGAUACUGGAGACUAUCCACUAGGCACAGUGCCCCAUCAGUUAACCUAUCCACUUACACUGACUGAAGACACAUACAUAGCCACAGUGUUUGCACAGAACAAGCAUAAUAUUAUCUCCGGUCCCAUCUCCAACUCCACCCUCUUAUACGUGCAAAAUGAAGUGACAACAACUUGGGAAGUUAAUGAGCUUAAUUCUGCAGGCUUCCUCAUAAUGCCUCAGCUCCCUGGGAUCAAAUUCACGGAUACUUCCGGGGCUCCCUUUCCCACUAACGCCUCAGUCACGAUCAACUGGGAUGAUGGUGUGAUCCAGACCCUACCCUUUGUGGAUCCUGGAACCAGCCAACCUUUGUUCAAUCAUACCUAUGCCAAGGGUGGAUACUACAAUGUCACUGCCUACAUCUUUAAUAUCGUGUCCGGAUUUAAUGUUAACUGCACGAUGUACAUUGUGGAAGAAAUCUUGAACUUUAAGAUUACAAAUAAUUACUUGCCAACAUCCGCAACUGGUGGUAGACCGGGCUUUGGUAAAUUGAAGAACCAGUAUCCCAUGGAUAAAAACCUCUCAUUUAUUCCUUUCAUGACUCAAGGUACUGUGGAUUAUUAUAUUGUCAUAAAUGAUACCUCUGGGUCAGAGAUGUUUAGGUUCACGGUACCUAACCCCUUCACUCCCCUGGCCUACCCCUUCCAGGAUUACAUUGGCUUUGAGACUGAAUUGAAUAUGACUGUGAUAGCAGUCAAUGCCUUCCAGUCAGUGAAUGUCUCUCUGUCUCUCGAUAUUGUUGGCCAAAUUAGAGUGUGUCAGAUUGAUGACUUCUCCAUUGUUACACAAAAGAAUGAAAUGAAAACAUUUUCAAUAACGUUUGAGAGUGUAGGAGCAGGAACUUGCCUUAUAGUGGACUUCGGUGAUACUGAUCUUAAAGAGAUUCAUUCAUAUGGGGAGAACUCUACAUGUCAAUCAGCUUACAGCAGUGCCAUCUACCACCCAACUCCAGCGCUCGAUGUUGCCAUCAAUAUAACACAUAAUUAUAAAUGGGAUGAUGUGUUCAAUGUGACGAUGUAUGCAUUCAACCCCAUGAGCAGCUGUUUACAGCGUAUCAUGACCCUGGUGACCAACAUACACUGCAGGCCUCCUCUAAUGUAUAUUGACCAGGGCAGCCCAAAUUUUGAGAUACCUAUACAGUUCUACAAGAGCGUUGAUAACACCCUCAAUACCAUUGCUACCAUCAACUGCGAACUCACCAGCAACACAAAAAAACGCUGGCAACUUUACCUGGCCAACUCUACUACUGGAGAACUGAUAGAGUUUAUCCCUACCAUGUAUGUGUUUGAUUCAUGGAACAAGCCACAACUCACAAUACCGGCAAGAACCUUCAACUAUAACCUAUAUGUAGCUUGGUAUACACUGACCAUGUGGGGACUACUGGCCUUCACAGAUCCCGAGUUGAUCCUGCUUGGGAGUGACUUUGUGUCUUAUGGUGCCACAUACGAGAUGAAGGCCACCAUUACUAAAGACACAAGAACUGCAUUUGCAGUGGGUCAAGUUGCAGUUGUUAGCUACCUCCCACCAGUGAUCAAUGUGAGGUACAGCAUCAACAAUUAUGGUUUGUCACGCCUCUGGAAUGGUGUCGCCAUAAAUCCAUCCAAACCGUGUGGGUUUUUUGCUGCAUGGUCCCGGAUGCGGGACCCCCCUCACGAUAAUAGGGUAGUCGCAGAUGGCAAUGAUGUUCCUUUCCCUAGCAACCCACUUCACUUUCCACUUGGUUUUAAUAAUGAAGAAGUUUCUCUGAGUACCCAGUUCUUUGAUGACAAUCCGAGCUUGACCAUCAUUCACUUCUCCAUAACAGCGACCGGGAGCGACGGUUCUGUAGGAAAUUCUGUCUACUUCAUGAAAAUAAAUCAGAAACCUCGCAAUGGGUCAUGCAAUGUGACUGCUCCAUCAACUCAGCUGGCACUUAUUGACCACUUCAUGCUCACGUGUAAUGGCUGGCAGGACCCAGAUGGAACCAUAACUGAUUAUGUAGUCAGCAUCAUUGAUGCUGAUAAUGUGGUGACAACAAUUUUGGACAUGAAACAAGGUGGAGUGCCUCCUCAAGUAGGAACACUUGUGCUUCCUCCUGGGGUCUUCAAUAUCAGUGUUCAGGUAUUGGACCGGGCAGGGGCCUUCACCACUGUCACUGCUACUAGUGGAUUGCAGGUGUAUAUGCCAUCCCAAGCAGCUCUUGCUGCAGCUGAUAUUACUGGUGUGAUCGCAGCACUUCGGGGCUCAGGAGAUCAGCAGCUGCUGAACAUGGUGCUACUUGCUCAACAAAAAGUGGCUGAUAAUGCUCCGUGGCUGGCUGUGGAUGCAAACAGUGUUAAGAAUCUCACCCAGGAUCAGAUCAAUCAACGUAUAGCAGCCAAAGCAAACAUGAUCAAUGACGCUCUCACCUCCAUCCAACAAAAUAGCAACCUUGAUUCUCUGACUAACAUUAAUAUUGUUGCAAGUAUGCUGGCCUCUAUCCUUGUGGCAGCUUCAAAGGAUCACGUAACAAUUCAGACCAUCGACACCCAAGCACGAGAUAAAAUCCUGCAGAUCUCUCAGAACAUUGGUGCAAGAAUUCUGAAGAUGGACAUAGCAACUCCAGAGGAUCUUGUGCCGGCAGUGACAAGCAUCGCUGCUAUUAACAGUGGCAUGGGUCUGAGCCAAGAUAAGAGCGGCCACAGACAAAAUGGGCAGUGUGUCGCACCGUGGUCUGAUGUUGAGAAUGCAGAGUCACUGGAUUAUUCUGUCAUUGUUUCAGAUGUGAACAUGGUGGUCGAGGCAAAUCCUUUAGAUGCUGUCAAGUGUAAUGUAAUGGACGUAACAAGGGAACGAGCCCAAUCAAUAGUCCCAGGCUCAGAUAAAGUGCUGACCGAUGUGCAGGUGAAGAUGAUGAAAGCCUACGUAGUUGGGGAAAGCAAUACCAUGAGCACUCCUAAUGGUGUUAACAUAAAAAUGGGAAUGUUAAAAAGGCAAGCAGUGAGCAGUAUGACAGUGGGCACAUCUGGUGCAGCUGUCAAUCUACCAGAGAAUUUUUGUCCAAGUCCUAACUGCACAGGAAGUACUCCCUUGGGAGUUGUACUUCAAGAGUGGCCAGCUGUCUCAUACAGUUUUCCAGAUUCUGCCAGUAAACUCUCAAGAGGAACCAAGAUUGUCGACUUCUCUCUGCAUUCUCGAUCUGUAGAAGAGUUGUCAGUGAAGAACCUCCCACCAGAUCAAAGGAUUGUUGUGAAUAUUCCCAUAACAGUAGGAGAGAGAGGCAACACAACUUUACCAGCGAUGCAGAGUGUUAAUGCCAUCCAGCAGUCUGCUCUGAAGUCCAUACCUGUGAUAUACACCACUUUCAAUGUUUCUUUGCCGGAUUCUACGAUCAAUGUGGAGAUUGCUCCGGACACUAUCAACCCCCGCCUCUUUCUGUUCAUUAACCAGCCACGUUUACCUACCUUUAAGUCCAACAUGGCAUUCACUCUAGUGAGGGACCUUCCACUGAAUAAUGGUACAUAUGAAUAUUUAUUGCUGGCUGACAGUCUGGCUGGUAUUGGUCGGUACUUUUUGGGUGUUGGCGAGUUUAAAAGUGCCUUUAACAUGAGUCUGCUGAACAAUUCUGCGCAGAACAACAUCAACAUGGACGUAGUGCAGAACAUAUCAACCAAUUAUCGGCUUCGUAUAACAGUCAACGGUGCGGCAUUUCUGAACAAGUCAUCGAUGAAUUGGGAGACACAAGGUGUUGUUGUAAAAAAUGUCACUAAGACCAUGACUGUAUGUGAAAGUGACCAUCUGACAAGUUUUGGAGCUGGAAUGUUUGUCAUGCCUAACACAAUCGACUUCAACUACGUGUUCGCACAUAUGGGCUUCGCUGACAACUUAACCAUUUACGUUACUCUUAUUAUUUGCUUCUCCCUCUUUGCCCUCAUGAUGAUAUGGGCUCGAAUAAAUGACAGAAAGGAUGUCCAGAAGGUUGGGGCAUCACCCAUGCCCGACAAUAAGGUAGAGGACAAGUAUUUGUAUGAAAUUCUAGUUUUUACGGGGAAUAUCGCUGGUGCACAGACAGACUCUGUCGUGCAGUUCAUCUUGUCUGGAGACUAUGAUGAAACUGACAUUCGCACUCUUGGUGACGAUCAGCGCAAGAUCCUUCGGAAGGCUGACCUCGAUGUCUUUGUGAUGGCCGUUCCAAGACCUCUGGGACCUCUGCAGUUCAUGAGGAUUUGGCACGACAAUAGUGGCAAGGGUAUCAAUGCUUCUUGGUACCUCAGUUGUAUUGUGGUGCGUGAUGUACAGACUGAUGAAAAGUUUGAGUUCCUCUGUGAACAGUGGUUUGCUGUGGAGAGUGAUGAUGGACAGAUUGAGCGUCUACUUCAAGUUGCAGGAGAGGAGCAGAGGAAGGAGUUCAUGCAUCUCUUCAAGACCACCACUAGUAGGAACCUGACAGAGAACAUCUCUGGUUCUGUAUUCCUUCGGCCAGCACGGUCACGCUUUACAAGGUGUCAACGAGUAGGAGCGUGUUUUUCAUUGCUGUUCCUGUCCAUGUUGGGAGAAGCCAUGUGGUAUGAAAAAGAAGAAGAAGAUCCUAGUAAUUCUGGAGUUCAGAUUGGCCCAUUCAACAUGAGCUCAACUAGGGUUUUUAUUGCAAUAAUGACCAACCUGCUCAGGUUACCGGCAUCAUUCGUCAUUGUAUACAUAUUCCGUAAGUCACGUCCAAGAAAGCUCCGCAGGUCACGAGUUGAGCUGGCCCUCGAGAGAGCAAGGUUAGCAAAUCAAACAGAGAGUGACGGUAACAUCAAGUCAGAUGUUACAGCUAUUCAACCACCUGAACCACCUCAAAGAUUACCUCACAUUCCCUCAGAGUUACCUGAAUCACAAGAGUCACAUAAAAAGGAAAAAGAGAAAGAGAAAAAGAAGGAAUGCAUGUUGCCAUGGUGGUUCAACCUGGUAGGCUGGGCCUUUGUUGCAGUUUGCAUCGGUUGCUCAUGCUUCUUCCUCCUGAUGUAUGGCAUCACAUUUGGAAAUGCUAAGACUAGUAAAUGGGUUUCAACUCUGAUUCUUGCUAUCUUCUCAGAUAUUCUCAUUAUUGAUCCUGUGAAGAUAUUCUUUAUGGCCUUAUUGCUGAGUGCCAUUUGUAAACCUGAUGAUGUGGAAGAGGAUGACUCUGAGGAGGAUGAAGAGGAGAUGGAGCUACAGUAUGAUGAAGCAUGGCUGCACAGAGGAGGUGAGCCUCGCAAACGUAAACUUAUGGACAACAUGGUGAGUGAGGAGGCCUUGAGCAAGCUUAGGCAGGCCAGAUUGAAAGAAUUAGAGAUGUGGAGCAUGUUGAAAGAAGUCAUCUCUUAUACAUUCUUCUUGUGGAUUUUUCUUAUCAUUACAUAUAGUAACAGAGAUAGAAAUGAAUAUCUUCUACAUGAGAACCUGAGAAAAGCCUUCAUACACGAGGGCCGAGAUAUGGAUUUUCCCAGUCCUACUUUUUAUACUCAGGUGAACACUCCUGACAACCUUUGGAACUACUUAUAUAAUGGGGUGCUAGGUGAAUUACGAGCAGGAAGCUACUACAAUGGGAAAAAACCUUAUGGGUUGCGAGGCUACCUGAAUGACCAAUGCAACCGCAUCAUGGGCUACGCCAUCAUUAGACAGAUUCGUGUCAAAAGUUACUCCUGCAGGAUUCCAUAUGUGAUGAGAUUGUUUGAGAAAGAGUGCAACAGCUACAAUGGGAUACUGGAUGAAGAUAGCCAGGACUAUUGUGCUGGAUGGAUUCCUACUGAUAGUUAUAAUGUCAACAUUUCACAGUGUUCAAUGCCUGAGUUCAGGUAUUCAACUGCUGCACAAUUGAACAGUGCACCUAUCUGGGGACAAACCAACUGGUAUGGUGGUGGAGGUUAUGUCAUCCACCUGAAGGCUAGUACAGACGACAUUAUCGCAAGGUUCCAGGAGCUACAGAGUAACCAUUGGAUUGAUGAGAAGACGCGUGCAGUCUUAAUUGAAUUCUCUGUAUAUAAUUCACAGGUUAACCUAUUUGGGAUGUGUACCAUCAUGGCAGAGUUUGUUGCAGGUGGUAUCAUACCUUCUUACAGGUUUGAUGGAAUACGUCUAAUUGAAUAUUACACCAACGCAAACUUGUUAAUUAUUAUCUGUGAAGGGGUGUUUGUUCUCUUUAUUUUGUACUUUACUCUUCGAGAAAUUUACCUCUGUUGCAAACAGAAAUCAGAAUACUUCAAUAGUUAUUGGUACCUCGCUGAAAUCUCAAUACUUGCAGCUAGCUAUACUGCAAUUAUCAUCUAUAUACUCAGAUAUUUUGCUGUACAGGCUGCUCUUGAUGAGUUUAAUAGAACUUUUGGAAAUGGCUAUGUAAGGAUGCAGUAUGCUGCAUCCUUAAAUGAAGUAUAUGGCUACUUGGUAGCUUUCAUUGUCUUUGUUGGCACAAUGAAAUUCAUCAAGGUUCUGAGAUUCCACAGGACUAUAGGUCUCCUGUCAUCCACCCUUCAUCAGUGCUGGGAUGACCUCAGUGUCUUUCUUAUAGCAUUUGUACUCAGCUUCAUGGCCUUCACAUCAAUGUUUUAUGUGCUCCUCAACCAGCGUGUUUCAGAAUUCUACAGCUUCUUCUCAACCACUGAGACCUGCUUCAGCAUGUUGUUAGGCAAAUUCGACUUUAAUGAGAUGAUGACAGGGUCAUUUGUGGUACCAAUCAUGUUCUUCAUAUUCGUCAUGGGAAUUUCAUUUGUACUUCUUAAUCUGCUCUUAACAAUCAUCAUCUUAUCAUUUACACAGGUGAAAGAUGACAUGUUAAAACAACCACAGGAGGACAAAAUGGUAGAAUUUGUAUGGCAUCACUUCCUGAGGCUCUUGGGCCAGAGUGGACUGCGAAGUUCACGUCCUGUGCUGAAGCCUAAAGUUGAGGUUGUUAAUGAGGAGGAAUCGGAAAACAAUGUGACUGUUGAAGAGUUCCCAGAUAAAAUUAACAGAUUCUUGGAUUAUGUGAAUUCAGCAUACUUUGAUGGCAGUCUUGAUGUGAGCAGCAAAGAGGCCCUGAAAUCCUCCAUGUACAAAAGUUCUACACAUCGUCAAAACAGUGGGAUUCCCAGUGAAAGGCAAAAAUAAGAGGAGUAUUAAGCAGUCUGGGCUCACUACACCUUCCUGCACAGUGACUGGCUUUAACUCCUUCAUCUUAGUAACUCUAGCUACCAACAUUUCUUCAAGUUUGUAAAUGCAGAAAUCAUAAUAUUUAACAUAAGUUAUAAAAGUCUUCAUUAUUUCUUGUAUAUUGUAUUGACAUUGAAACUUUUUAUAUUAUAUAUAACCAAGUCUCCCUCACUUUAUGUGCUCAGUGAACACUGAACCCAUUAUAACAUUUAAAACAUUGAGAUUCAUUUUGAAACUUUGCAAAGUCUACAUUUUUUGACUAAUGUUUUCCCCAACAAACACGAGCUUACCAAACAUCCACUAAAUGGUCACACACAAAAAAAUAUAUUUAGUUGACCAAGCAAGCACCAGAUAAAUCUGACCCAAGGCUGGACUUCUGGAGUAGAAAAAUUCUCUGAACUCUACUUGAAUAACCCGCACUUAGGUGACUGAAACUUAUGAUGCAUUUCAGUUUGACUUGGACCAUUAAUGGUAUAACUGAGAAAAAAAUUUAAUUUAAAAUUCAAUCAUAAUCUUAUGCAAUACAAAACCAGGAAAAAAGAUGUAUACUUUCUUUUAUUUGCUUUUACUAAAAAAAUUAUGAGCACGUCAGAUUGGCAAUAAAUAGCUCUAUACUGUACCAAAAAUAUUUACAACUGGUCAAAAAAAUUUAUAAAAAAUUUAAUUCAGAAUUCAAUCAUAUUCCUCCUCCCUUAACUCUUGACUCUUCUCUCCAACACCAACCAACCAUCUUCUCUUUGAACUGAAGUGCUCACAUUAUGAAUGAGUGACUACAUUUCUCCUUACUAUUUCCUUCCUCUUUCCAUCCCUUGAUCCUGAAUUAAUGACCCUUGUGGGUUUAGCACUUUAGUGUGAUUAUAAUAAUAAUAAUAAUGUCUCACCAUAACCCAACCUCAUCUGGCCAGGUGUCCGCUUUCUUUUCCACCAGAAGUGAACCCCUGUGGGUUUGGCAGUCCUUCAUAAAUGUAAUAAUUUGCAUAACCUGGGGCUUUUCAGAAUAUAUGAAGAUAAUGUGACCUAACUUUGUUACAGUAGUACAAUUUUAUAAUAAAUUUUUUGUUUGUCUAUAUUGUCUGACUCUUUGCCCAUGUAUAUGCAGAUUGAAAACAUUAAAAUUAAAAAAAAAAAUUGAUUAUGUUUGUAGGGAGAUUUUCCAUUGUUUGAAAACAUUUAUGUGGCUGCUGCUGCAUCUUAAGCAGUAAUGUGAUAUGUACCUUAUGAAGUGCCUUAUCCUACUUGUAUUUUCUGUUGUACAUUAUGUUGUAUGGAGGUCUCAGUCCUCUCUCUACUAAUCAUAGCUUGGUCUCUGACUGAUCAGGAGUUGGUAAUUCUUUACUGCACAGAUUUAGAAAAAAAAAUGAUCGACUCUUGACUGUGAACGUGUAUUUUCAUAUAAGGCAUGUAUUUGAGUACGAAGUUUAUUAAAGAACCAAAAGGCACAAUACUCGCACAUAGGAGAGAGAAGCGUAUGACCACAUUUCAAUCCAACUUGAACCAUUUACAAAGUCAAACAGUGUGACUUCGUAAAUGGUCCAAGUGUGACUGUAAUGGUCCAAGUUGGACUGAACCAUUGUUGUAAGCUUCUGUAUUAUGUGCAGGUUAUUUGUGUACAGAGAUUAUUGCCUGCACUUAUAUUGCAUGAUAACAGUUGUAUCAAAAUAUAAUUAAAUUGGCAA